This is a messenger RNA of Saccostrea cuccullata (small rock oyster), 1305 nucleotides long. RefSeq lists its product as uncharacterized. The record is from RefSeq and is a predicted model, not a curated record. NCBI's taxonomy places the organism in Eukaryota, Metazoa, Mollusca, Bivalvia, Ostreida, Ostreidae. The transcript is spliced from 7 exons. The coding region runs from base 1 to 1305 and encodes 434 amino acids.
AUGGGGGAGUCACACUACAGGAUUCGAGCACAACAGAAAUCGGAUCUGAGAUCAAAAUGGUGUGUGAAAAUAAAAGAAAUAUAUCAAUACCCAUUUCCUUUAGAUGUCUACCGAGCGGCAGAGUGUAUUCAAGUGGAGGGAUUUCAGAUGAGUAACGACAAAAUGUCUGACAAAUGCUACAAACCAGUGGAUCAGGUUCAGACGUAUAACACAGCUGCGGAAGGCUGUACAAACUUAACCCGUAACGGUCAUCUGGCUUUUCCUCUGUCACAUUCUUCCAAGACAUUCGCAUGUAGACUUAUUACUUUUGCAGCACUCUUAAGUGUAGGUGGUCAGAAGACGCCCGAAAAAUGUUUUCCACUUGAUCGUUUUCGUGAAGGACGGCUUUUAGGCUGUGUUCUCCGUAAACUAGAGAAGGUGGGCCCGUUAUCUUGUGUAAAAGAGUGUCUCCUUAGACAGAGCUGCUUCUCUAUCAAUUACGACAUCCAGGCCCUCACCUGUGAAAUCAACUACGCUAAUCUAGGAUCAUGUGGCUACUCUCUAAAAGAUAGUGAUGGGUAUCUAUACAUCGAGAAACGGGACAUGCAGCACAUGGUCAGAAUAUCUCCAUGCAAAACUACAACGUGUGGAGAAAACCAGCGAUGUGAAAUCCUGGCCAGUGGUUUAUUUCUUUGCUCCAUAACAGAAUGCAGUGCUGAAAAAAUAAAUGGCCACAAGGCACACCGACAAGUUAGCCACCAAACCUUAUCUGUCGGAGAACAUUUUUCCUAUCAUUGUGACCACAACGUGAGACACAAGGUCACUUACCAAUGUCAGCAGGAUGGCACAUGGAGAAGCUUUAACAAAUCACUACAACGAUGUGAAUGCUUGAGAAACGAAGGUUAUGUCUACAGUGAAAAAGAAAAUGGAUGCUACAGAUUUUUUAAAGAACAGAAAACCCACAAUGAAGCCGUGAAGCAUUGUAAUUCAACAUUGUCUAAUAGUCAUCUGUUUCUUGGAGAAUCUUCAGAGAAAAUUCAAGCUGUCAUUAAUGACGUCAUACCAAAAUUCUAUGAGCAACAGUUUGUUUGGAUUGAUGGAUUUUAUAACAAGAGAAACAAAAACAUCUUGACUUACAAAGGUCAGUUUGGAGUCGGACAAUUUGAGGAGAUUCCGGAAUACAAGAGCGUCGAUUUUCAUCUCUCAGGAUGCCUUUCAUUAUUUCCUCAUAAGCUUCCAGGGCAUCAUGAAGUUUUUAUUAAAACGGAAUGCAGCAGUAAAUUUUAUUUUAUUUGCGAAAUUGCAAUGGUUUCAGAAGUAUCAUAA